CCGCUCACACGCACACGUCACAGGCAGCCCAGCCCGUCACGCCAGCCCGCACAACAUCCUUCCAUUGAUGGGUGCCGUCAUCGGCCGCUCCUGCUUCCUCUCUUCGUCAAACACAUUCGAUGCAAUCGGCAGCUUACUCAGAAACCGCCUCUGCGAUAAGUACUCCGGCUUCUGCUCAAUCAGGGCGACGCGCAGAUUCCCCUGCCUGCCGUACCCCGGCAGGCUCUUCUUUUCACUCAUCUGCCGUUGCAAAAUGGCGAUCAUCUUGGAGGCACUCUUGUCGAGCCUCUCGAAGGCCACCCUCUUGGCCUUGAUGUCUGGCUCCUCGUCGUCGUCAGCCAUGUCCAGUGUUGGCGACUCCUCACGUCGCGCAGGGUGGGGAGAGGCGGUCUCGUCGCGCAUGAGGGCAAGACGCCCCUCCAGCACAACCAGCUCGUCUCCAGUGGCUGACGAAGCUGAAGACUCCGAUCUCGAUGUCACUGCGGGCUGCGUCUCUCGGGUCCUCUGGCGCACCGGCGUCCCUCGGCCAGCUUUCGUCUCAGCGGCCUUCCGCUCCUUCCUGAGGGCUUUUUGCUUCGCCGCGUAUCUCUUCGCGGUUAUCGCCGCCCGCAGAGAGGCCGCCCCAUUCGCCGAAGCCGUCGUCUCCGAAACUACUUGGGUGGGAGCAGCGGCUUUCUGCGGUCGUGGCUCAAUCUCCCCCGAAAUGGGGUUGAAGUAAUGCCUCUCCUGGUAGAUGCUUUGGAGAUAGCGGGCGUGCUGCUGCCUCGCCCUCUCAUACACGGGCAGCAGGUCUCUCGACACUCUCUCAUACUCGACGGCCAGCUCGGCCAGCUGUUGAAGCUCCUUGGUCGCCGAGCCCCUGAUCCGGGAGCUCUUCUUGUCAAGCCCCUGACGAGACCGUAUCGCAGCCUUCCUCGAUGAGGGGCUGCUGAUCGUAGCCCUUCUCGAUGUGGGGCUGCUGCUGGCGCCGGUGGGGGACCUGCUGAUACUCGCCCUUCGUGAGAUGGCUCGCGAGAGGCCGGCGAUGGGCUCGGGGGCCGGCGACGCAUCUUGAAAUCGGGUGCUGAUGGGAUGGGAUGGCUUGGCGUCCUUGUCUGUCACCUGCAAACAAGAGAAUCACUUAGCAUAGGUAUCGAUAUAUUGAGGAGGGGGGAAGUGCAUGCACCUCGCUGACCUCCACAACUCCUGGGGCGCUCACCUCACCUGUGAGGGAAUGGCAGUUUGAAGAGCAGCUUCAUCCUUCACAGCAAGCAGCGGUGGCUUAUCCGGCAACGCCAGUGGCUCCGCCUCUCUGCUUGACCGCUGCUCCCUCUUCAGCACCGCUGGGGCCGGCAGGUCAAGGCGCUCUCUGCAUCGGCUGACGGGCCGUGACGAUGAGAGGGCGAGAUGGCUCAUUCGCACCUGGUUGGACUCAUCCAGGAGGUUGCCGCGCAGCUCCGUGAGCACCUGUAAGUAUGCCUCUGUUUCAUGAUGGAGCUUGUUGACUAUGUGUUCGCACGCGGCGAGCUGCUUGAGGCUCCUGGUGGAGGGCAGACGGCUGGGCACUCCCAAAUAGGUCCUCAUCUUUCGCGUGUGUGUGGGGAGCGAACCGAAGGGAGAAG
This is a messenger RNA of Vitrella brassicaformis, 1601 nucleotides long. Lineage: Eukaryota; Vitrellaceae. The record is from the annotation of a GenBank genome assembly.